GAAGCAGUGCGGGGUGCAGUGGGAAGUCGGUCCACGACGUUUUUCCUCUCUAUCUUCUUUUUCUGAUUGUUUUAUGACUUUUGCUUUUAUCCCUCCUCAUCCGAGCAGCUGUGAGGAUGUAUUUUGAAGCAUGAAAGAGGCUCGCAUCGUUUCUUGUCGUCUCGUCUUAAGUGUUUAAACUGUUUCUUCACAUCCAUCAGUUAGCCACCUUUUUCACCUCCAGACAGUGUUUUGGUUUUGUUAGCAUACUUUUUGUGCCACUUUAAGGACACUACGGCUUCUUCACUGGACCAGAGAGGACUUAUUUUCCCCACUUUUAUAAAUGACUUUAAGUCUUUUUGUACCGGACCAUUUCCGUCGAAGGUUGACUGAAAACGACUAGUGAUGAGAUUUUAACUCGUGGUGUGUUUCCCUUUUUUUAUUUUUUUCUAAUGACUUUAAAGUGUGCGCUGGACCCCCCUUCAGACCCGUCACUUCUUGAGUUUUCGGGUCCGAGUGUCUUUCAUUUAUAGUUGAGACGUUCGUGUUAAAAAAGGACGCCGACCACAGACGCACUCCUCCUGUUGCUUCAGCGAAAACACACCGGCAGCGUGUUUGCACGCCGCUUCCUCUCCAAGUGACUCACGGUCUGCACUCCGGUGAAACAGAGGGACGUAUUCCCACUCAGGGGAUUUUAAGUGGGACUUGUAGUCUCAGACAGUACUGGCGUCCGAGCUUUUCUUUGUGAAACAAACCGAGUAAAUAAACAGAAAAAAAAUGCCACAGUUAUCAGGCGGUGGUGGAGACCCGGAGCUGUGCGCCACAGACGAAAUGAUCCCGUUCAAAGACGAAGGAGACCCGCAUAAAGAGCAGAUCUUCGCCGAGCUCAGCCACUCAGAGGAAGAGGGAGACCUGGCAGACAUCAAGUCAUCUCUGGUCAACGAGUCAGAGAGCAGCCCCAACAGCAACAGCCACGAUGCAGCUAGACAGUCCCAAAUACCGCAAGAUUCAUAUCAUGAAAAACACAGAGACCAUCCGGAUGAUGGAAAAGACUUGUAUGGUAAAGGCCAUCCAUACCCGAGCUACCCAGGCUACAUCAUGAUGAGCAACAUGAACGACUCUUCUUACAUGAACAACGGCUCCCUCUCUCCGCCCAUGCCAAGAACGUCCAACAAAGUCCCUGUGGUGCAGCCAUCUCAUGCAGUCCACCCUCUCACCCCACUGAUCACAUACAGUGACGAGCACUUCGCCCCAGGGUCCCAUUCUGGCCAUCAUCCCCAGGAUGGAAACAACAAACAAGGAAUGUCGAGGCAUCACCCUGGACCAGACAUGCCCAACUUCUACUCCCUGUCUCCUGGAGGAGUCGGCCAGAUUACCCCACCUCUGGGAUGGUUCUCACACCACAUGGUGCCCGGCCCCCCAGGUCCCCAUGCUACAGGGAUCCCCCACCCGGCCAUUGUCAACCCGCAGGUCAAACACGAGCCGCUGCAUGAAACAGACAUCAUGCACAUGAAACCCCAGCACGAACAGAGAAAGGAGCAGGAGCCCAAAAGACCGCACAUCAAGAAGCCACUAAACGCCUUCAUGCUCUACAUGAAAGAGAUGCGUGCCAACGUGGUCGCCGAGUGCACACUGAAGGAGAGCGCCGCCAUCAAUCAGAUCCUGGGACGGAGGUGGCAUGCUUUAUCUCGGGAAGAGCAAGCUAAGUAUUAUGAGUUAGCCCGCAAGGAACGGCAGCUCCACAUGCAGCUCUACCCAGGCUGGUCUGCUCGUGACAACUAUGGAAAGAAGAAGAAGCGGAAGAGGGAGAAGAUGCAGGAAUCUUCCCAGGGUACAGGCCAGAGAAUGAAAACGGCGUACAUCUGAGACAAUGGAGGAAAACGUAGCAGCUUCUCCACAUGCAAAGCGAAGGCAGCAGCUACGGGCCCUCUGCUCGAGAUGGAGGCCUGUUAAAGAUUCCAUGAAGACCCUUAAAAGUCCAAACUCAAGCCUCCAGAUCUCAGAGGACCCACCCCCAACCUGACCCCACCUAACCCUACUCCCAUUCCUCCAACACCACCACCACCACCAGAAUCACUGUUUCCCCCUCCUGCUGUAAAGACACUGAACUGAAGACAAUCAUGAUUAAGUAGGAGCACCCUCACACGACCACGUCCUCUCACCGAGAAAUCACUAAACCGCAAUUAAACAUCAGAAUUUUGUCCUUUUCACUAUCAGCUUUACCGCAAUCCAAGGCACUGCACUGAAAACAGCAGCAAUUUUUAAAUGUGCGCACAAACUGCACCACCCAAACACCUCUUUCUACGUUUAUUGUAAUUUAUUUGUCACUUGGUUCGUUUGUACAGUUCAUCAGGCCGACAUUCACUUCCUCUACACCUUUUCCCCCUCCCUCUUUUUCUCUCUUCCUGGAUUUUUUGAGACCAUUUGGGUUUCUCGCCCGACUGACCGACCAAACACCUCUUUUUAGACUGCACUAAAGGAAGACAGAGGGAUCUCAUCUUGUCUAAAAAAAAAGAAAAAGAAACACGUCCUAAAGACGCCAUUUUUUGAGUUUGUCGCUGACCAGUUGGUGCAAAAAAGGAUCAACGUUUUAUUUUGUGUUUCAUUUCAAACUGAUUUUAUUUUGAAUGCUUUUUUGUAUCUUGAAUCCUUGUUUUAAUUCUUCGGUGUAUAUUUUAGUGAUUUUUUUAUUUUAAAUAUUGUUUUUUUUUUUUUAUAUAGUGGUUGUAUAUGAAAAUAAGCUUUGGACACAGGAAAGCCAUUUUUCUUGUUGAAGCGUCUUGCAGAAAAUUGAAACUUAAGGCUUCUUUUGAUAACUAUUUGUAACAAAUAGUGACCUCGAGUCUUGCUCAGAUGUAAAAUAAUGCUCAGUAUGUGUACUUUUUAAAAAACUGUCAGGAUAUGUCAAUUUUCUUGGUAUUUUUGCAGGCAACAUUAGGACAAAGGCGAGAGUGAUAGCUCAGAGGCCUAUAUUUUAUUGUUCUAAAACAUGACAAAUGAAGCAGAUAUAUAUAUUUACCCCAGCACUUGGCAGUCUUUCUUUUAUUGCAAUGGACCUUUUUGUCUUUUCUCUCUGGUAGCUGAUAGUGUGGUCUUUAGCCAUGUUGUUUAUUCCAUGCAAGCAUCUCUGUAACAUUUUGAUUUAAUGCUCUAUUUUAGUAUUACUUGAUGAAUUCCUUUUUUUUAAUUAUCAUAUUUCAGGUCACUGUCAUCUUGGUUUAGCAAUUUGCUUCCCAAGUGGUCAUAUUUGAACUGUUUCAACAUGUUUUGUUUUGUUUUUUUUGUAAGAAAAAUAAAAAGGCACCAUUG
Messenger RNA from Cheilinus undulatus (humphead wrasse), 3288 nucleotides. RefSeq names its product lymphoid enhancer-binding factor 1 (gene lef1). The record is from RefSeq and is a predicted model, not a curated record. Gene Ontology annotation, cellular component: beta-catenin-TCF complex. NCBI's taxonomy places the organism in Eukaryota, Metazoa, Chordata, Actinopteri, Labriformes, Labridae. Gene Ontology annotation, biological process: canonical Wnt signaling pathway; regulation of transcription by RNA polymerase II. The transcript has 11 exons. Gene Ontology annotation, molecular function: DNA-binding transcription factor activity, RNA polymerase II-specific; RNA polymerase II cis-regulatory region sequence-specific DNA binding. Bases 757 to 1845 code for a protein of 362 amino acids.